GGUUGGGAGCAAAAAUUAAAGAAGCCGCUGACAACAAGACCGAGCUUUCAAUCGCGGUACUAAACAGAUCUGCAUAUAAAGACAAGGGAAGUAACUUUGGGAUACAGCUUGCAAUUGACUUGGCCAAAAACACCUCCGGAUUUAAAGAUUUCUACGACAAAUAUGAAGUGAAGAUCACUACUUCUUCAACAUAUGGAAGUGAGGGCAUUGCUAUAGUUACCACCACCUAUCUUUUCGGAUUUGAGAAUAGUAGGCACCCAUUACUCCUACUUGGACCUCACACAGCAUCGGAGACUUCUGCGGUAUUGGACGUGGUUAGAGUUUUCGGAAAAUUAAUGGUUUCAUAUUUGACAACAACGUCUAAAGUGAGGGAACUCGAAGAUCCCUUCGGUUUAACCUUCGCACCAACUGCUUUCAUCUAUAAUAAAGCGUACAAGGGAAUUAUGAAGCAUUUCAGUUGGAAGAGAGCCGCGGUGUUGUACGAUUUCAUAGAUGAAGGAGGUUUUUAUGUGGAUGUGGUGAACAGACUUGCAAGUCAAGCUGACUUCAAUAUAAUUGUAUCGGAAGCUGCAAUUAAUACAUAUCAUACAGCAUUUCUCACAGAAAUUCAGGCGUAUAUCAGGAAAAAGCUUCUGAAACUGAAGGAAUUGGACGCGAAGAUUGUCUUUGGAAUGUUCAGCAGUUUAGCAGCAUCUCUAGUGUUUUGUGAGUUAUUCAAGAUGAAGAUGAUUGGACCGGAGUUUGUUUGGAUUUUACACCCCCAUGCAGGAACUAUUGACAGUUGGGUCGCGUUGGUUAGUUUAGAGAAGAGAAAAAAUCAGAACGUUACGGGCCUUUGUACCAGAAAAGAAUACGAGCAGGCAGCUGAUAGAAUCUUUAUUUUUGAUGGAAUGUUUAAUCGUAAAGAUGAAAACACAGCUACUGCUUCCGGUCUGACUCUGAAGCAAGCCCUCAGCUACCCAUCUGUGCAAAGGCUGAGUGACUUGGGAAGGAAAGAAACAGCAGCAGCCUUUGACACUAUGUGGGCUAUCAUGCUUGCCUUGAAGGAAACUAGUGGAUCACUGCCAGGUGAUAUGAAACUGGAAGACGGGGUAAACAAUACCCGGCCAAGGGACAUUUCCUUAGCUAUAGCGGCAAAACUACGCAAUGUCAGCUUCGAAGGACUCUCGGGUCCAGUAUCAUUUAACGAGAAUGAAGAACGAGAAGGAAUACUGAUUGUCAAGCAGUAUCAAGAUGGCGGAAAGACGCUGACACCGAUUGGUGAGCAUAACACAAAGGAAGAUAAAUUUGUGCUAUAUGAAGGAGCCAGUAAAACGUUAUGGAAAGAUAAUCAAGUACCAAAGGACCACACUGACAGACAGUUGAUGUACAUGUUGAUUCCCGAGUCACUUCUUGUAACUUUGUGGCUGUUUGCAGCUAUUGGCAUCGUUUUUUCAUUGGGUUUCCUGCUUUUCAACAUCAAGAACAGAAACAGAAGAAUGAUCAAAAUGUCUUCGCCAAACCUGAAUAAUAUAAUUGUUCUGGGAUGCAUACUGUGUUACUUCUCAGUGUUCUUAUUUGGACUGGAUGCGAGGUUCCUGAGUUUGGAGGAAUACUCUAAAAACUGUAAUGCUCGAACUGCAGUACUGUCCAUUGGAUAUUCAUUAUCAUUUGGAGCCAUUUUCAGCAAAACCUGGCGAGUUCACAAAAUAUUCACCGCAGGUCUUCGCCUGAAGAAAAUGGCAAUCAAGGAUAUUCAUUUACUUCUGAUCGUGGUGAGCUUGGUGGCAAUCGAUGUGGUUUUCUUUUCUGUCUGGGUUGGAAAAGAUCCUUUCUUGGCUGAAAUACUAACAUUUGAAGAUCAGAUUCGAAAAGCUCCCGAUCAGGAUGUGUUUAUCAUUCCCGCGUUGUAUCGAUGUAGCUGCAGAUACAAGACGUACUUCUUGGUGAUAUUGUUUGCUUACAAAGGAUUGCAACUGUUCUUUGGCCUUUUUCUUGCCUGGGAGACACGUAAAGUUAACAUUCCUGCCUUGAACGACUCCAAGUACAUCGGAAUGUCAGUUUACAACGUUUUCGUGUUGUCCAUAAUUUGUUUCAUUGUCAUGUUGGCGUUUGACGAAUCCAUGUAUUAUAAAGCCCCCUACGCUAUUUUGGCUCUGUGCCUGAUAGUGGCUACAACUGUGACGCUGUUGCUGGUUUUUAUUCCUAAGGUAAACCAAGCAGUUUCAUUUCAGGAGUAACAGUUAACUUGACAAAUACUGACCGUGAUCAUGAAAUAAGUUAGUCUCGUUUAUUGGAAAGAGAGCAGGAAAUAAUGCCCCAUCAAGUUCAAUUGUAACUGAAACAUAAAUGCCACUAGGGAGAAUGUUGAAUACUUUUUAAAGAAGAGAAUAGAUCUUAUUCGUCGGAAAUACUCACGUUGCAAAAUAAUCUUGUUGGUGUCAUACUUAAAACAGGAAGUACUGAACAA
Molecule: messenger RNA, 2449 nt
Organism: Stylophora pistillata
Lineage: Eukaryota; Metazoa; Cnidaria; Anthozoa; Scleractinia; Pocilloporidae
Product: gamma-aminobutyric acid type B receptor subunit 2
Biological process (GO): gamma-aminobutyric acid signaling pathway; G protein-coupled receptor signaling pathway
Cellular component (GO): G protein-coupled receptor heterodimeric complex; membrane
Molecular function (GO): G protein-coupled GABA receptor activity
Source: RefSeq, a predicted model, not a curated record